GCUCGCACUUAAAGUUUAGUCGCUGAGGAGCGCGAGCCUGCACUCACUCACUCACGCGAACACACACACGCUCGCGCGCACCAUGCACAGAUUUACUGCACUCCUACACGUCGUCUUUUACCUGUGGACGUCAUUUUGUGUCAAAGACUCUAUACAGGGGGAGCACCAGAGGAGGUUGUAUAAGGAGUUGUUAGAAAACUACAACCGGUUGGAGAGACCCGUGGCCAAUGACUCCGCCCCUCUGGUGGUGGAACUCGGACUCACGCUGCUCCAGAUUAUAGACGUGGAUGAGAAAAACCAAGUGCUCAUCACCAACGCUUGGCUACAGCUGGCCUGGACAGAUGUUUAUCUAAGCUGGAACCCUGAGAAUUACCCAGGUGUUAGCAAUCUACGCUUCCCUUCCAGUCAAAUCUGGACUCCUGACAUCCUCCUGUACAACAGCGCUGACGAGAGGUUCGAUGCCACCUUCCACACCAACGUGCUGGUGAACUCGUCAGGAGCCUGUCAGUACCUACCGCCAGGUAUUCUAAAGAGCACGUGUUACAUCGACGUGCGCUGGUUCCCGUUCGACGUGCAGAAGUGCGACAUGAAGUUCGGCUCCUGGACUCACAACGGCUGGCUGCUAGACCUGCAGAUGCAGGAGGUGGACAUCUCCACGUACAUCCCCAAUGGAGAGUGGGACCUCGUGGGGGUUCCCGGGAAAAGGAACGAGCUGUACUACGAGUGCUGUAAGGAGCCAUACCCGGACGUGACCUACACAGUGACCAUCAGGAGGCGGACUCUGUACUACGGACUCAACCUGCUCAUUCCCUGCGUCCUCAUCUCUGGCCUCGCGCUACUCGUCUUCCUGCUGCCUGCCGACUCUGGAGAGAAGAUCUCGCUGGGAAUCACAGUCCUGCUGUCCCUCACGGUGUUCAUGCUGCUGGUGGCGGAGAUCAUGCCCGCCACCUCCGACUCUGUCCCCCUCAUAGCUCAGUACUUUGCGAGUACGAUGAUGAUUGUGGGUUUGUCCGUCGUGGUCACCGUCCUCGUCCUGCAGUUCCACCAUCACGAUCCGCACGGAGGCAAAAUGCCAAAAUGGCGCGCGGUAUUCUGCCUGUGCGCUCAGGUGCGGGUGAUCCUGCUCCAGUGGUGCGCUUGGUUCCUGCGUAUGAAGAAGCCCGGUGACGAGCGCAAGUCCCCGUACAGCUACUCCAGCGCCAGCACCAGCAGCCUGCAGAUGAGCAGCAUUCCCGGUCAGAUGGGCACAAAUGGACACACAAACCUCUACUUCGGCUUCCACUCGCCCGACAGCACCUGCUGCCCCAACAGCAGCGACUCGGGCGUGUCGUGCGCCGCCUCCUGCGUCGGCGGGCCCCGCGAGGCAGCCACGGCUGCGCCAUCGGGCGAGCAGCGGGAGCUGCAGCGGCUCCUGGUCGAGGUGUCGUACCUGGCGCAGCGUUUCCGGGCCCAGGACGAGGCCGAGGCGGUGCGGGGCGAGUGGAAGUUUGCGGCAGCCGUCGUGGAUCGCCUCUGCCUCGUCGCCUUCUCGCUCUUCUCCAUCAUUUGCACCUUCGCCAUCCUCAUGUCCGCGCCCAACUUCAUCGAGGCCGUCUCCAAGGACUUCACAUAAUCGCACCGCUUUCAUCUUUUAUCUGAAAUAAGUAAAACUAACCACUGCCUUCAGUCCUCCCUGUCCGAGCCCGUGUUUGACUGCAGGUAAUCACAGCCGUGGUGUACAGGCUCUCUGGAGCACUCCUGUAGCAGCAGGUAUUUACUGAGUGUCACCUCAAACACUGUCUAUUCUCACCUAACACUGUGCUUUUAAUUAAUACCUGCCGAAUCUCUCUCUCUCUCUCUCUCUCUCUCUCUCUCUCUUACACACACACACACACACGCAGAAAACCUCUCAUCUGUUGUUGCUGCUGUUUGGGGUCACUCAAAUGAGAACUACCAACUCAUCGCAGAAAGUGCUGGAAGAGCUGGGUGCGCCCCUGACAUGGUAUUUCCAUAAUCAACUCCUUGCUUCAGUCUGUAACUUAUUUCAAUCAUACGUCACGAUCCUACUGCUAAUAACAUAGCUCAAGAACCACAUUAAAAACCAGACUUUUUAAACCACGUUGGUUAAACAGUCUAACAUCAUCCCCGGAUCUCUUAUGAACGUGGAAGUGUUUUUAUAACCCGUAUUAAAAUCUCAUCAGACAGGUUAAACACACCAGAGGCACCUGCUUUAGCUUAAUUACCAAAUAAAUGAGAAGAGGGAAAUCAUGAGUCCCUGGCCGCGAACACCUCGGCUCACCUUUCUGCGGUGGAUCUCGGCAGGUUUACGGAAGCGCUGCAGGAUUUAACUCAGAAACGUGAUUCUGGUGUAACUGACCUGAUCAAUCUGAUAUAGUUUUUCUUGUGUAAUGUACUCACAGUAUACAUGUGUGUAUAGGAACAGCACUGUUGUAGUUGUGUCGUUUCAUCAUUUUCGUUUCUUUUUCGUCCUCGACUUUUUGUGCCGUCCUCUUUCUAACACGUGCAGGUUUUUUGUGCUGACCCCAUGAACUAACAGACACUUUAUUACAAAAUAUAGAUUUGGAACAAAACCUCA
Messenger RNA from Clarias gariepinus (North African catfish), 2575 nucleotides. It is a transcript of the gene chrna8, whose product is annotated as cholinergic receptor, nicotinic, alpha 8. The record is from RefSeq and is a predicted model, not a curated record. Gene Ontology annotation, biological process: nervous system process; chemical synaptic transmission; signal transduction. Gene Ontology annotation, molecular function: transmembrane signaling receptor activity; acetylcholine-gated monoatomic cation-selective channel activity. The coding region runs from base 83 to 1612 and encodes 509 amino acids. Gene Ontology annotation, cellular component: neuron projection; postsynaptic membrane; synapse. The transcript is spliced from 11 exons. NCBI's taxonomy places the organism in Eukaryota, Metazoa, Chordata, Actinopteri, Siluriformes, Clariidae.